This is a messenger RNA of Hipposideros armiger (great roundleaf bat), 7235 nucleotides long. RefSeq names its product ryanodine receptor 2. The coding region runs from base 23 to 7225 and encodes 2400 amino acids. Gene Ontology annotation, biological process: release of sequestered calcium ion into cytosol by sarcoplasmic reticulum; striated muscle contraction. Lineage: Eukaryota; Metazoa; Chordata; Mammalia; Chiroptera; Hipposideridae. Gene Ontology annotation, cellular component: Z disc; smooth endoplasmic reticulum; sarcolemma. Gene Ontology annotation, molecular function: protein binding; ryanodine-sensitive calcium-release channel activity. The transcript has 45 exons. The record is from RefSeq and is a predicted model, not a curated record.
UGAUGUGGAAAAAUGGAAAUUCAUGAUGAAGACUGCUCAAGGCGGUGGUCAUCGGACCCUCCUCUAUGGACACGCCAUCUUGCUGCGCCAUUCCUACAGCAGCAUGUACCUGUGCUGCCUGUCCACCUCCCAGUCUUCCACCGAUAAGCUGGCUUUUGAUGUUGGCUUGCAAGAGGACACCACAGGCGAGGCUUGUUGGUGGACCAUACACCCUGCCUCUAAACAGCGGUCAGAAGGAGAGAAAGUCCGGGUUGGAGAUGACCUCAUCUUAGUGAGCGUGUCCUCUGAAAGGUACUUGCACUUGUCUUACGGCAACGGCAGCUUGCAUGUGGAUGCCGCUUUCCAGCAGACUCUCUGGAGCGUGGCCCCCAUCAGCUCAGGAAGCGAAGCUGCCCAAGGGUAUCUGAUUGGUGGUGACGUCCUCAGAUUGCUGCAUGGACACAUGGACGAAUGCCUCACUGUCCCUUCAGGAGAGCACGGGGAAGAGCAAAGGAGAACUGUUCAUUACGAAGGUGGUGCUGUAGCUGUUCACGCACGUUCUCUGUGGAGACUAGAGACGCUAAGAGUUGCUUGGAGCGGAAGCCACAUAAGAUGGGGCCAGCCUUUCCGACUACGCCACGUCACAACAGGAAAAUACUUGAGUCUCAUGGAAGACAAAAACCUUCUUCUCAUGGACAAGGAAAAAGCUGAUGUAAAAUCAACAGCAUUUACCUUCCGAUCUUCCAAGGAAAAAUUGGAUGCCGGGGUGAGAAAAGAAGUCGACGGCAUGGGGACCUCUGAGAUAAAGUACGGGGACUCAGUAUGCUACAUACAACACGUGAACACGGGGCUGUGGCUGACUUAUCAGUCUGUGGACGUGAAAUCUGUGAGAAUGGGAGCCAUACAGCGUAAGGCUAUUAUGCAUCAUGAAGGUCACAUGGAUGAUGGCAUAAAUUUAUCCAGAUCUCAGCAUGAAGAAUCGCGGACGGCACGAGUUAUCAGGAGCACAGUCUUCCUUUUCAAUAGAUUUAUAAGGGGCCUUGAUGCUCUGAGCAAAAAAGCAAAGGUUCCUGCAGUGGACUUGCCCAUCGAAUCCGUCAGCCUAAGCCUGCAGGACCUGAUAGGCUACCUCCACCCGCCAGGGGAGCACCUGGAGCACGAAGACAAGCAGAACAGAUUGAGGGCUCUGAAGAACCGGCAGAAUCUCUUCCAGGAAGAGGGGAUGAUCAGCCUCGUGCUCGAGUGCAUUGACAGGCUGCACGUGUACAGCAGCGCCGCCCACUUCGCGGACGUCGCCGGGAGAGAAGCUGGGGAUGCCUGGAAAUCCAUCCUCAAUUCUCUGUAUGAGUUGCUGGCGGCUCUAAUUAGAGGAAAUCGUAAAAACUGUGCUCAAUUUUCUGGCUCCCUCGACUGGUUGAUCAGCCGAUUGGAAAGACUGGAAGCUUCUUCUGGUAUUCUUGAAGUUUUGCACUGUGUGUUAGUAGAAAGUCCAGAAGCUCUAAAUAUUAUUAAAGAAGGCCAUAUUAAAUCCAUUAUUUCACUGUUAGACAAGCAUGGAAGAAACCACAAGGUUCUGGACGUCUUAUGCUCUCUCUGCGUUUGCCAUGGAGUAGCAGUCCGUUCCAACCAGCAUCUCAUCUGUGACAAUCUGCUGCCGGGAAGGGACCUGUUACUGCAGACACGCCUUGUGAACCACGUCAGCAGCAUGAGACCCAAUAUUUUUCUGGGUGUCAGUGAAGGGUCUGCUCAGUAUAAGAAAUGGUACUAUGAGCUGAUGGUGGACCACACGGAGCCAUUCGUGACAGCUGAGGCGACUCACCUGCGUGUGGGCUGGGCGUCCACGGAAGGGUACUCCCCCUACCCCGGCGGGGGUGAGGAGUGGGGCGGGAACGGCGUGGGAGACGACCUCUUUUCCUAUGGAUUUGAUGGCCUGCACCUCUGGGCAGGUUGUAUUGCUAGGACUGUGAGCUCGCCAAACCAACAUCUGCUGAGAACUGAUGACGUCAUCAGUUGCUGUUUAGAUCUAAGUGCCCCAAGCAUCUCAUUCCGAAUUAAUGGACAACCUGUUCAAGGAAUGUUUGAGAAUUUCAACAUUGAUGGCCUCUUCUUUCCAGUUGUUAGUUUCUCUGCAGGAAUAAAGGUACGCUUUCUGCUUGGGGGGCGACAUGGAGAGUUUAAAUUCCUUCCACCACCUGGCUAUGCUCCUUGUUAUGAAGCUGUUCUGCCAAAAGAAAAGUUGAAAGUAGAACACAGCCGAGAGUACAAGCAAGAAAGAACGUACACCCGGGACCUGCUGGGCCCCACAGUGUCCCUGACACAAGCCGCCUUCACACCUAUCCCUGUGGACACCAGCCAGAUCGUGUUGCCUCCCCACCUGGAGAGGAUAAGAGAAAAACUGGCAGAGAAUAUCCAUGAGCUCUGGGUUAUGAAUAAAAUUGAACUUGGCUGGCAGUAUGGCCCGGUUAGAGAUGACAAUAAGAGGCAGCACCCGUGUCUGGUGGAGUUCUCCAAGCUGCCUGAGCAGGAACGCAAUUACAAUUUACAGAUGUCGCUCGAGACCCUGAAGACUUUGCUGGCGUUAGGAUGUCACGUGGGCAUAUCAGAUGAACAUGCUGAAGAAAAGGUGAAAAAGAUGAAGCUACCCAAGAAUUACCAGCUGACAAGUGGAUACAAGCCUGCCCCGAUGGACCUCAGCUUUAUCAAACUCACCCCGUCUCAGGAAGCCAUGGUGGACAAGUUGGCAGAAAACGCCCAUAAUGUGUGGGCGCGGGAUCGAAUCCGGCAGGGCUGGACCUAUGGCAUCCAGCAGAUGAGAAUAGAAAGUAUCAUGAGCAUCAUCACUGGAGGUUUAAUUACUAAAGAUAUGUGGUAUCCACCGCCCACCUUCCAUACCCAGUCCGAUGAUCACCAGAGUCUCCUUCAAUCCACAGCUGCGCGAGCGGACAUGUGCAGCGGAACCGGGGAGAGAUUCCGCAUCUUCCGGGCUGAGAAGACCUAUGCUGUGAGGGCAGGAAGGUGGUAUUUUGAGUUCGAGGCCGUCACUGCAGGAGACAUGAGAGUUGGCUGGAGCAGGCCAGGCUGUCAACCCGAUCAGGAGCUAUCAUUUAAGGUAACUGGAAUAGAAGAUCGAGAACACAAAGGGCAGAAAGGGAGGACCAAAAUUUUAUGUGUGCUGGGAUGUGUGCGAUUCAUACCUGUCUGCAGCCUUGGGGUGGCUCAAGUGGGCAGGCUGAACUUCGGAAAGGAUGUGAGCACCUUGAAAUAUUUCACCAUCUGUGGCUUACAGGAGGGCUAUGAACCAUUCGCUGUCAAUACAAACAGGGACAUUACCAUGUGGCUAAGCAAGCGGCUUCCUCAGUUUCUCCAAGUUCCAUCCAACCAUGAACAUAUUGAGGUGACCAGAAUCGAUGGCACCGUAGACACAUGCCCGUGUUUGAAGGUCACUCAGAAGUCCUUUGGGUCUCAGAACAGCAGCACAGAUAUAAUGUUCUACCGCCUGAGCAUGCCGAUCGAGUGUGCAGAGGUCUUCUCCAAGACGGCGGCCGGAGGGCUGCCCGCCGCCAGCCUCUUCGGGCCCAAGAACGACUUGGAGGAUUACGAAGCAGAUUCGGACUUUGAGGUUCUGAUGAAGACAGCUCAUGGCCACCUGGUGUCUGAUCGACCAGACAAAGACAAAGAAGCUAUGAAACCAGAGUUUAAUAAUCAUAAAGAUUAUGCUCAGGAAAAGCCCUCUCGUCUGAAGCAAAGAUUUUUGCUUAGAAGAACAAAGCCAGAUUACAGCGCGAGCCAUUCUGCAAGACUCACUGAAGACGUCCUUGCAGAUGACCGGGAUGACUACGACUACCUGAUGCAAACGUCCACGUACUAUUACUCAGUGAGAAUCUUUCCUGGACAAGAACCUGCUAACGUCUGGGUGGGCUGGAUCACCUCCGACUUCCACCAAUAUGACACAGGCUUUGACCUGGACAGAGUUCGUACAGUCACCGUCACUCUAGGAGAUGAAAAAGGAAAAGUGCAUGAAAGCAUCAAACGCAGCAACUGCUAUAUGGUGUGUGCGGGUGAGAGCAUGAGCCCUGGGCAAGGACGCAACAACAACGGGCUGGAGAUCGGCUGUGUGGUGGAUGCCGCCGGUGGGCUGCUCACGUUCACGGCCAACGGAAAGGAGCUUAGCACUUACUAUCAGGUGGAGCCAAGUACCAAAUUAUUUCCUGCAGUUUUUGCACAAGCUACGAGUCCCAAUGUUUUUCAGUUUGAGUUGGGAAGAAUAAAGAACGUGAUGCCUCUUUCGGCGGGAUUAUUCAAGAGCGAGCACAGAAACCCAGUGCCUCAGUGCCCUCCGCGUCUCCACGUGCAGUUCCUGUCACACGUGCUGUGGAGCAGGAUGCCCAACCAGUUCCUGAAGGUGGACGUGUCCCGGGUCAGCGAGCGCCAGGGCUGGCUGGUGCAGUGCGUGGAGCCCCUGCAGUUCAUGUCGCUGCACAUCCCGGAGGAGAACAGGUCUGUGGACAUCCUGGAGCUGACGGAGCAGGAGGAGCUGCUGCAGUUCCACUACCACACCCUCCGGCUGUACUCCGCAGUGUGCGCCCUGGGCAACCACCGUGUGGCGCAUGCGCUGUGCAGCCACGUGGAUGAGCCGCAGCUGCUCUACGCCAUCCAGAGCAAGUACAUGCCGGGCCUGCUGCGCACCGGCUACUACGACCUGCUUAUAGACAUUCACCUGAGCGCCUACGCCACCGCCCGGCUCAUGAUGAACAGCGAGUUCAUCGUGCCCAUGACCGAGGAGACCAAGAGCAUCACGCUCUUCCCGGAUGAGCACAAGGAGCACGGGCUCCCGGGCAUCGGCCUCAGCACCUCGCUGCGGCCGCGCAUGCGCUUCUCCUCCCCCAGCUUUGUGCGCGUCAAUCACGACUGCUACCAGGACAGCCCCGAAUUCCCGCUGGACACGCUCAAGGCCAAGACCAUGCAGAUGCUGAACGAGGCUGUGCGGGAGGGUGGCCUGCGCGCGCGGGACCCUGUCGGGGGCACCACCGAGUUCCUCUUUGUGCCACUCAUCAAGCUCUUUUACACGCUGCUCAUCAUGGGCGUCUUCCAUGGCGAGGACCUAAAGCACAUCCUGCAGCUGAUCGAGCCCCGGGUGUUCACCGAGGCCGUCCCGGAGGAGGAGCGCCAGGCGCCGCCCAGGGAGCCCCGCGCAGACGACGCCAGGCCCGAGGGCGCACGCGGGGAUGCAGCGGAGGGGCUGCUGCAGAUGAAGCUGCCGGAGCCGGUGAAGCUGCAGAUGUGCCUGCUGCUUCAGUACCUCUGUGACUGCCAGGUCCGGCACCGGAUAGAAGCCAUCGUGGCCUUUUCAGAUGACUUUGUAGCGAAGCUCCAAGACAAUCAACGCUUCCGAUACAACGAAGUUAUGCAAGCCUUAAACAUGUCAGCUGCACUCACAGCCAGGAAAACAAAGGAAUUUAGGUCACCACCUCAAGAGCAGAUCAAUAUGCUCCUCAAUUUCAAGGAUGACAAAAGCGAAUGUCCAUGUCCUGAAGAAAUCCGAGACCAACUCUUGGAUUUUCAUGAAGACCUGAUGGCACAUUGUGGAAUUGAACUGGAUGAAGAUGGUUCUCUGGAUGGAAACAGUGACUUAACAAUUAGAGGACGUCUGCUGUCCCUGGUAGAAAAGGUGACAUACCUGAAGAAGAAACAAACUGAAAAGCCAGUUGAGAGUGACGCCAAGAAGUCCUCCACUCUUCAGCAGCUGAUUUCUGACACGAUGGUUCGAUGGGCUCAAGAGUCUGUCAUCGAAGACCCUGAGUUGGUGAGGGCCAUGUUUGUGUUGCUCCAUCGACAGUAUGAUGGCAUUGGGGGUCUGGUUCGGGCUCUGCCGAAGACCUACACUAUAAACAGCGUUUCUGUGGAGGACACCAUCAAUCUGCUGGCAUCUCUGGGUCAGAUUCGUUCUCUGCUGAGUGUGAGGAUGGGCAAAGAGGAAGAGAAGCUUAUGAUUCGUGGAUUAGGGGAUAUCAUGAAUAACAAAGUGUUUUACCAGCAUCCAAAUCUCAUGAGGGCCCUGGGGAUGCACGAGACAGUGAUGGAGGUCAUGGUGAAUGUCCUCGGAGGCGGGGAGUCCAAGGUAGUUCGAUACUUGGCUGGCUGUGGACUGCAGAGUUGCCAGAUGCUGGUGUCUAAGGGGUAUCCAGACAUUGGGUGGAACCCAGUUGAAGGGGAGAGAUAUCUUGAUUUCCUCAGAUUUGCUGUCUUCUGUAAUGGGGAGAGUGUGGAGGAGAAUGCAAAUGUGGUGGUGAGACUGCUCAUCCGGCGGCCUGAGUGUUUCGGUCCUGCGCUGCGAGGGGAAGGCGGGAACGGUCUCCUCGCAGCCAUGGAGGAAGCCAUCAAAAUAGCUGAGGAUCCUUCUCGAGACGGUCCCUCACCAACCAGUGAAUCCGCUAAAACCCCUGACCUAGAAGAGGAGGAAGAUGACACCAUCCACAUGGGGAACGCCAUCAUGACCUUCUAUGCGGCUCUGAUUGACCUGUUGGGACGCUGUGCGCCUGAAAUGCAUUUGAUCCAUGCUGGUAAGGGAGAAGCCAUCAGGAUCAGAUCUAUUUUGAGAUCCCUCAUUCCACUGGGAGACUUGGUGGGCGUGAUCAGCAUUGCUUUCCAGAUGCCAACGAUAGCCAAAGAUGGAAGUGUGCUGGAGCCUGACAUGUCUGCGGGGUUUUGCCCAGAUCACAAGGCAGCCAUGGUUUUGUUCCUUGACAGGGUCUAUGGAAUUGAGGUUCAAGAUUUCCUCCUCCAUCUUCUAGAGGUUGGCUUUCUGCCAGAUCUCCGGGCUGCUGCUUCUUUAGAUACGGCUGCUUUGAGCGCUACGGACAUGGCCUUGGCCCUCAAUCGGUACCUCUGCACAGCUGUGUUACCUUUGUUAACAAGAUGUGCUCCCCUUUUUGCGGGCACAGAGCACCAUGCUUCCCUCAUUGACUCCUUACUUCAUACCGUGUACAGACUUUCUAAGGGCUGCUCACUGACCAAAGCUCAGCGGGAUUCCAUAGAAGUAUGUUUGCUCUCCAUUUGUGGCCAAUUGAGACCUUCUAUGAUGCAACACUUACUCAGAAGAUUAGUCUUUGAUGUCCCGUUGUUAAAUGAACAUGCGAAGAUGCCUCUUAAGGUAAGUAUAAGAAACACUCGUAGUUAUUUGACUACUGGCUCCUCUGACUUUGUUUCCUGUUACAACAUGCACAUCUCUGAGAUACAUCAUGUUUGAUUUUUGAUGC